This is a messenger RNA of Aspergillus terreus NIH2624, 609 nucleotides long. Its product is annotated as peptidyl-prolyl cis-trans isomerase 5 precursor. Gene Ontology annotation, molecular function: peptidyl-prolyl cis-trans isomerase activity. Gene Ontology annotation, cellular component: fungal-type vacuole; endoplasmic reticulum. The record is from RefSeq and is a predicted model, not a curated record. Bases 1 to 609 code for a protein of 202 amino acids. The transcript is spliced from 5 exons. Gene Ontology annotation, biological process: protein peptidyl-prolyl isomerization; protein folding. Lineage: Eukaryota; Fungi; Ascomycota; Eurotiomycetes; Eurotiales; Aspergillaceae.
AUGAACUUCAAGAAUAUUUUCCUGUCCUUCUUCCUUGUCCUGGCCGUGGGACUGGCCCUGGUCAAUGCCGAACAGGCGAAGGAGCCCCGUGGUCCUAAGAUCACCAACAAGGUGUACUUUGAUAUUGAGCAUGGUGACAAGCCUCUGGGCCGCAUUGUGCUUGGGUUUGCUCUGGCCACUGGCGAAAAGGGAUUUGGCUAUCAGGGCUCUACCUUCCACCGUGUCAUCAAGAACUUCAUGAUUCAGGGUGGUGACUUCACCCGCGGCGAUGGCACCGGCGGCAAGUCCAUCUAUGGCAACAAGUUCGAGGACGAGAACUUCAAGAUCCGGCACACCCGCAAGGGUCUCCUUAGCAUGGCCAACGCUGGCAAGGACACCAACGGAUCCCAGUUCUUCAUCACCACCGUUCCUACCUCUUGGCUGGACGGCCGUCACGUCGUGUUCGGCGAGGUCCUUGAAGGCUACGAGAUUGUUGAGGCCAUCGAGAACGUGCCCAAGGGCCCCGGUGACAAGCCCCAGCAGGUGGUGAAGAUUGUGAAGAGUGGCGAGCUCGAGACUGAGUCUGAGGCGGAGGCAGAGGACAAAGGUACCCCACACGAGGAGCUGUAG